This is a messenger RNA of Nezara viridula (southern green stink bug), 1092 nucleotides long. The record is from the annotation of a GenBank genome assembly. NCBI's taxonomy places the organism in Eukaryota, Metazoa, Arthropoda, Insecta, Hemiptera, Pentatomidae.
GUUCUAUCUUUGUGGGGUCAAGAUGUCUGCUCUGGUGAUAUUGUUAUUCGUCACGCAGCUGCUAAUAGAAGGCACGAAGCAGGCUUGUCCCGGAUGUCCGGUGGAUGGAAACCCAGAAGAUAAGGACAUCAAAUAUUUUUUAAACAAAGCAAUUGAAAAAAUUAAUACCGAAUCGAAAAUAGUCGAACCUAAAAAAGUUGUAAAGAUUCUUUCAGUGAAACAACAGGUUGUUUCAGGUGUGAUGUUCAACAUAACCUACAUCGCAGAAGGUAAACUCUCGAAGAAGGACUACAUGUGUAGGAUCGUGUUACUUGACGAGCCAUGGGUGAGCGAAGAACCCCAAGUACUGGAGAGGCACUGCACGCCCAUUGCGAAAAAGAAGAAUGAUAAAUCUCCGCACGGAACGCAGAAAUGACGUAAUAAUAUUAUAUUACUGUAAAUACAUAAAAUAUGAAUAUAACCGUGUAAAUAUUUGUGCAUACAUAUUGUAAAACAAGAGUGUGGACUAUUUAAAACCAGGAUUUUUUUACAAUGCAUUAGUUGUUCUUCAAUUUCCAAAAAAACAAAACCUUAUUAAUGUUUGAAGAUGGAUAAGUCGUUGUAAAUCAUCGAGCUGCUAACUAACAGCUCAACGCACUUCGAAGAUAAUGGAUAGGUGUGCCAUAGCAAUGAGUGAAGUGUGAAAAAAUUCAGUUAAAGUACACGUCUUCGAAGAUCGGCUCCAGGUAGCGCCACUUACUGAAUCAGCUGGGUUACGGCUACAUCCAGUGUUGCCGUUUGUACGAGGAUCCUCGUAUUUGUACGAGGUUGUGACGUAAUGUACGAGGUAUGAGGAUAGAUCAGCCUCGUACCUCGUACAUAAGUUUUGCUGACGUUUGCAAUGCAAGGUUAUAUUUUUAUGAAUGAAGUUUAGAAUUGUUUUACGGUUAUUUUGACUGUAUUAUUACUUAUAUUAUAUGAAAUACUGUUGCUUUCUAGACAAAUAAAUUGCAAUUAUAUCUUCUUUAAUUAGAGUAUGAUUAUUAUUUCUUUCAUAAAACCACGAUUGUAUAUAUAUGUUGUUUUUUUAAUUUCCUAGGAAUAAAAAAAUAA